GUUUAUUAUUUCAAUUACACAUUUUUUUGAUACACCGCACGUAAAAAGUUCAUCUGAUGUAUUAAAGCGUGAAGCAGUGCAGAUAGACGGAGAGACGAAAUGGCUAAUGUAGAGGAGGUAAUGAAGAUUAUAAUCAAGUGCGUUGAUUUCGCAGCAGUUAAGCAUAAAGAUCAGAGGAGGAAGGAUGCGGAGAAGACGCCGUACAUCAACCAUCCGAUCGGAGUUGCAAAGAUAUUAACCGAAGAGGCCGGUAUCUGGGAUCCAGUUGUAAUUCAAGCGGCAAUCCUUCACGACACCGUCGAAGACACGGACACGUCUCUGGAUGAGAUCGAAUCGAUUUUCGGUGUGGAGGUGAGGAACGUCGUCGCGGAGGUGACGGACGAUAAGAGUUUGUCGAAGAUGCAGCGAAAGGAGCUGCAGGUGAUGAACGCGCAGUCGUCCAGCAAAGAAGCGAAACUCGUGAAAUUGGCGGACAAGUUGUACAAUCUGAGGGAUUUGAAACGGUGCACACCGGAAGGAUGGGACGAAGUUAGGGUGAGGGAAUAUUUCGAGUGGAGCGGUCGAGUCGUGAGGAAGUUGCGCGGCACGAACGCAGCGAUGGAGGAUAAACUGUGCGAGAUUCUUGGCUUUACAAUUUUAUUAGAAUAAAUAAAUACAGAUAUUAUAAAUA
This is a messenger RNA of Nicrophorus vespilloides, 670 nucleotides long. RefSeq names its product guanosine-3',5'-bis(diphosphate) 3'-pyrophosphohydrolase MESH1 (gene Mesh1). The record is from RefSeq and is a predicted model, not a curated record. NCBI's taxonomy places the organism in Eukaryota, Metazoa, Arthropoda, Insecta, Coleoptera, Silphidae. Gene Ontology annotation, molecular function: guanosine-3',5'-bis(diphosphate) 3'-diphosphatase activity. The coding region runs from base 100 to 648 and encodes 182 amino acids. The transcript is spliced from 2 exons.